This is a messenger RNA of Guyanagaster necrorhizus, 1225 nucleotides long. Its product is annotated as polysaccharide lyase family 14 protein. The coding region runs from base 56 to 1081 and encodes 341 amino acids. NCBI's taxonomy places the organism in Eukaryota, Fungi, Basidiomycota, Agaricomycetes, Agaricales, Physalacriaceae. The record is from RefSeq and is a predicted model, not a curated record. The transcript has 6 exons.
UUCAAACCUUCAUUCAUUACGACGACGUUACUGUAUACCACUUUUUCAUUGCAUGAUGUAUACCAUUAUUUCAUUAUUCCUUCUCACCUUGUUUUCUUUCACAUUUCUUGUAUACGCAACGGCUGCCGCGCAACUUUCUCCGCAAGAGCUGGCUUCUCAGUAUUCCCUCACGACGAGCACAACAUUCCCAUUUCCAACUGCUACGCAAAGCAGCGAUGAGACGGACUCUUUCAUUGUUUCACAGUGGUCAUUGAGCAAAGGGCGCUUCCAGGAUGGUACCGAAAACGUCGCUUUCGUUGGCGAUCUAUUUACCACCAACUCUUCCAGCCCUGUUCUCGAGGUCACCUAUCCGGAAGGCAGUUUCUCGCAUAAUACCGGUGGCACCCAAUUCUACAAUCUUUGGAACACGUCCAAUGGCGAUGUAUUUCAGUCUCUGAUGUUGUCCUACGAUAUAGCCUUUGACAAGGACUUUGACUGGGUGAAAGGCGGCAAGUUACCUGGAUUGCGAGGUGGACCGAAUGCUACUGGCUGCAGCGGUGGUAAUCAGCCCACUGGCAGCGACUGUUUUAGCGUUAGACUGAUGUGGCGACAGGAUGGCGCAGCUGAAGUAUACGCGUAUAUUCCUACGCCGAAUAAUCUGUGUAGCGAGCGCAGUAUCACCUGCAAUGACGAUUUUGGCACCAGCAUAUCCCGCGGAGCCUUUAGUUUUGUUGCCGGAGAAUGGAAUCAAGUCACCCUUCUUGUGCAGCUCAAUGAGCCGACGGACGUGGCGAAUGGAAACCUCAAAUUAUAUUACAACAAUGUCGAAGUAAUAUCUCAAACGGAUCUCCAAUUUCGAAGCAAUUCGUCUGUUAAUGCUGGCGGGAUGUAUUUCUCGACGUUUUUUGGAGGUUCAGAUGACAGCUGGGCGACGCCGAAUACCACCCACACGUACUUUCGCAAUAUUACGAUGUGGGGAGGCCCAAACCCAUCCAAUCUGACAGGAUCUGAGGUUACCAGCGCAGCUGGCAGCCUGUGGAUAUCACAGCUGUGGACGACUUUACUUCCCGUACUUUUAACCGUCGGUUCUCUAUGCAUGUGAGGGAUGGACUCUGAAAAUGGAACAUGAUCUUUGUACGGACUCGUUUCUGGGUUCGAUCGAUUCUCAUUGGUUUGUGGAAACGCUGUAAAUAAGUAAACAUUGAUACUUGGAAGCACACAGGAUUGUACGGUAACAAUAAAAGAC